Molecule: messenger RNA, 1839 nt
Organism: Lasiodiplodia theobromae
Lineage: Eukaryota; Fungi; Ascomycota; Dothideomycetes; Botryosphaeriales; Botryosphaeriaceae
Product: Transporter protein smf2
Exons: 4
Coding region: 1-1839 (612 amino acids)
Biological process (GO): iron ion transport; intracellular manganese ion homeostasis
Cellular component (GO): membrane
Molecular function (GO): manganese ion transmembrane transporter activity; cadmium ion transmembrane transporter activity
Source: RefSeq, a predicted model, not a curated record
AUGAACUGCCCUUCGAGAGUCGAGCCGGAAAUCCCACCGGGCUGGAACCAAAACCCACCCGCCCUCAACGCCGAUGCCACCACGUGCAAUGACCUGAACCAUAUCGCAAACGAGCGCCAGAAGCGCAAGAGCUCCGACCGCAGCGCCGACGAUGGCGCCAUCGAACGACCUCAGCAACCCCCCGACGACCACCCCGGUCCUUCGCAGCGGCGGGGUUUUGGGCGCUCUCAGCCUGAGCGUCCCGCCAAAGCAGACAUGAACGUCGAUGUUGCUGAGUCUGUCUCGGCUUCUCGCCCGCAUGCCACUACCUUCAAUGUCGGAUAUUCUGGUCGUGGGAGCGGAGGGGCGUCGUGGUUCUCGGACCUCGUGUUUCAGACCAAAGAUGUGCUCUACAAGUACGCAAAAUUCGUUGGACCGGGUUUUAUGGUGGCCGUUGCAUACAUUGAUCCGGGAAAUUAUGCUACCGACGUUGCCGCUGGCGCGUCCUACCGCUUCAAGCUCCUCUUCAUCAUCCUGAUGUCCAACAUUUUUGCCAUCUUCCUGCAGUCUCUCUGCGUGAAGCUGGGUACCGUCACGGGCAUGAACUUGGCCGAGAACUGCCGUGCUCAUCUGCCUUGGUGGCUGAACAUUGUCCUGUACAUCUUCGCCGAGUCGGCCAUCAUCGCCACGGACAUUGCUGAAGUCAUCGGCACAGCAAUCUCCCUGAACGUCCUAUUGAAUGUACCUUUGGUUGCCGGCUGCGCCAUCAGCAUUGUCGACGUCUUCAUCAUCCUGCUUUUCUACCGACCCUCAGGCUCCAUGCGAGCCGUGCGCAUUUUCGAAUAUUUUGUGAUGCUACUUGUGCUUGGUGUGGUUGUCUGUUUUUGCUUCCAGCUCAGCCUAAUCAAGCACACGUCGGUGGGCGACGUUUUCAGAGGGUACCUGCCAAGCAAGGCCAUCGUUGAAUCGAAAGGUCUUUACCAAGCUUGCGGAAUCCUUGGUGCUACCGUUAUGCCCCACUCGCUGUAUCUUGGCUCAGGCAUCAUCCAGCCGCGCUUGCGCGAAUUCGAUGAAGCGCUUUCGGCUUCUGCCCAAAACCCCGCCGCUGCGGAAAACAACAACUCUGACUCCGACUCGGAAUCAAUCAUGUCUCUCUCCAAAUAUCGCCCUUCCAUCCAGGCGAUCAAGGCUUGUUACAUGUAUUCUGUUGUCGAGACCGCUAUUUCUCUCUUUACCUUUGCGCUUUUUGUCAAUUCCGCCAUCCUCAUCGUUGCCGGCGCUUCGCUGUACAACACCCCCGGCGCUGACUCUGCGGACCUUUUCGGUAUCCACGAUCUUCUAUCGUCGACGCUGGCCCCCGCCGCUGGCACCAUCUUCGCCCUUGCCCUGCUUCUCUCUGGUAUAAGCGCGGGCAUUGUCUGCACCAUAGCCGGCCAGAUGAUUUCAGAGGGUCAACUGAAUUGGUCCUGCAAGCCGUGGAAGCGCCGAUUCAUUACCCGCAGCAUCAGCAUUACCCCCUCGAUUAUCGUCGCCGGUGCGGUCGGCCGCGAAGGUUUGUCAGAUGCUCUCGAAGGCUCACAGGUAGCACUCAGUGUUAUCCUACCAUUUGUCAGCGCUCCUCUCGUCUACUUUACUUGCCGCAACAAGUUUAUGACCGUUUCCGCCAUUGACCGUGGCGUCCCCCCCAACAACAACACCGUUGCCCAAGCCGAGCAUGGAGAGCGGCGGUCCAGUGGCUCCGUCGAGGAAAUCCAGAUGCGCAACAGUUGGCUAACGGCAACGAUUGCGCUCCUCAUCUGGUUGGUCAUUGUCAUCAUGAACAUUGCCUUGUUAGUGCUUGUCGGCAUGGACAAAGCGUAG